This is a messenger RNA of Dictyostelium discoideum AX4, 6678 nucleotides long. RefSeq lists its product as hypothetical. The transcript has 4 exons. The record is from RefSeq and is a predicted model, not a curated record. NCBI's taxonomy places the organism in Eukaryota, Evosea, Eumycetozoa, Dictyosteliales, Dictyosteliaceae. Bases 1 to 6678 code for a protein of 2225 amino acids. Gene Ontology annotation, cellular component: cytosol. Gene Ontology annotation, biological process: Golgi to endosome transport.
AUGGAUGAGGACAUUUCAAAUGACCCAAAAAAUAAACAUUUCAAUGAAGAUAUAAAUUCAGUAUUAUUGCAAUUCUCUAAAUCUACAGAAUGGGCAGAUUUCGUAAAAUGUUUAGCAAAGUUUGCAAAAGUAUUUGAAAAGUAUCCAAAAUCAACCUAUAUUCAAAAUAAAUUAAUGGUAUCAAAAAGAUUAUCACAAUGUUUAAAUCCAUCAUUGCCAAGUGGUUGUCAUAUGAAAGCAUUAGAAACUUAUGAAUUAAUAUUUUCAAGAAUUGGUCAAGAAAGAUUAUCAAAAGAUAUUGCAAUAUAUGCAACUGGUCUAUUCCCAUUAUUUCAUUUAGCAAGUACAGAUGUUAGAGUAAAGAUAGUAUCACUCUAUGAGAGACAUAUAUUGACAUUGGGAUUAAGAUUAAUAUCAUGUUUGAAUGGUGUUGUGUCAUCGAUUUUACCAGGUUUAGAAGAGGGUCAAGGUGAAGCAUUUGAACAAGUUAAAAAGUUAUUAGAUGGUUUAUGUCAAUCAACCUCAACGACUCUUUUCUAUCAAGCACUUUGGAAAACUUUAAUUACAACACCAUAUAAUCGUUUAGCAACUUUAAAUUAUUUAUUAUUACGUUUACCAAAAAAUGUUGAUGCUUCAAACCAAAUUAUGUAUUUACCAGAAAAAGAUACAUUAGUAACACAAGCAAUUACAAAUUCAUUAUCUGAUAAGAGCAUUUUAGUACAAAGAAAUAUAUUGGAAUUAAUUACAGUUAAUUUUUCAUUGAAUGGAAAUGUAUUUUCGGCAGAGGCAACGGAAACAAUUGUAAAAUCAGCGAUUAUGGUUGUAACUAAUAAAGAUAUGUCAUUGAAUAAGAGAUUGUAUACUUGGUUAUUGGGUGAUAGUGAUUCAACACAUACAAAAUCAUAUGAUCCAAAAUAUUUUGAAAAUUAUGCAAAACAACCAACUGUAAAUGCAUUAAAAUCAUUUUUUAGAAAUACUUUAGAAUUUUUCGAAUAUUUAGAACAACAAGCAUUAUUAGAUUCAUCAUCUUCAUCAUCAUCACAACAAACACAACAACAAACACAAACACAACAAACACAACAAACACAACAAAAUUGUAAUAUAGAUUCAAAUGGUACAGCACAAGUUGUAGUAACAUAUUUUGGUAGUACAUUAAAUUCAGGUAUUGGUAGUAAUGAAAUUAUUUUACCAUUUAAAAUUUUAAUAUUCUUUUUUCAAAAGGAAGAGUUUCAAACGAUUAUCAAAGAUAUUUUACCAGAUAUUUUAAAGUAUAUCUUUACAUUUAAGGAUGGUUAUUCGUUUAGUAAGGACGUUAUAAAGUAUACCGAUGAUUUAUUAGAGACAAUUAGUGAUCAUAGUACAAUUUGGGAAUUGUUUAGUCAAUUGUUGGAAUGUGGUACCAAUGGUAAAAUGAGUUCAAUCGAGUCGGUUAAAUUGGUAGAAUGCAUUUUGGAUAUUAUGCCAUUAUCAACUGAAGAGGUACAAUUGAAUUAUUUACCAUCAUUAUUGAAAACAAUGAUAAAUUCAAUGUUUCAUAUCGUAGAGAUUCAAGAUCAUCAAUUAAUCAUUCAAUAUACUCAAUUACUCUUAAAAAUAACUGGUAAAAUAAUAGUUGAUUCACCAUCUUCUUUAAAUUUCUUAGUUACAGCAAUAGAUUCUUAUCAAGAUUAUUUCUUAAAAAUUUCUGAUUAUGUUCAAAAACAAUUACAAUUACAACAAGUUCAACAACAACAACCACAAGUUCAACAACAAGUUCAACAACAACAACAACAACAACAACAAGUUUCACAACAAUUUAAUAUUUCAACAUCAUCAUCAUCAUCAUCACCACAGCAAUUUUCAUUAUCAAGUGGUAAUAGUAACAAUAACAAUAAUAAUAAUAAUAAUAAUAGUAAUAAUAAUAAUAAUAAUAAUAAUAAUAAUAGUAUGAAUUCAAUUUAUUUUGCAAAUUCAGAUAUUUUUGUAAUUUUAGAUUUAUCAUUUCAAAUGUUAGUUGGAUUAAUUUCACAAUUUAAAGGUGGACAAUCUAAUGCAGGAUUAUCAACAUCACCACAACAAUCAUCGCCAACAUUAGAGUCAGCACCGAAAUGGUUUUAUCCAGUAUUUGGAUUUUGUGAAAGUGAGAAUCCAUUCAUAAGUUGUUUGGCGAUUAAAACGUUUAUUAGUUUAGCUAAUAAACAUGGUGAUAUGGUGAUGAGUAGAUCAUUUAAGAAUAUUAUAACACCAGAUCAUUUUCAUCGUUUAGCAAAAAAGUUAUGGUCGUUGUUAGAUCCGAUCUAUAGUGCAAUUCAUUAUCGUGUGGCAUCAUUGUUCAUAUUGUUACGAGAAUUGAAUGAAGAGGGUACAAGUAGUGUUAUUGCAGACGCAAUGUUGGAUUCAAAUUUAAUCAAUCGUACUGAAGGCUAUCAAAAGUUUGCCCUACUUUGGAGAUUAACUGGUGAAUUGGGUAAUUCGUCAUUACCAUUCUCAAAUACUCUAUUCCUCAUGUUGGAUUCACUUAGCAAUGAUCAACCAAUCAUUAGAUUAACUGGUCAUACUUGGUUGGCUGAUUCAAUCUCUAGAGCUGAACGUAUCUUGGAUCCAUUAUUAAAGAUAUUAUUAGAUAAAUCAACAAUUCGUUUCAAUAAUACUUAUCAAACCAUCUAUGAUACUCGUCGUGUUAUCUAUGUAUUUAAAAUCUUAAAAACUAUAAUCGAAUGUGAUUUUAAAUUAUUUAUUCAACAUGUAAUUGAAAAACCAAUUUCAAAAGAUGUAAUAUCCUUAAAUGAUUUACAAACUUCAAGUUUUAGAGAAUCAAAUAAUAAAUAUACUAGUAAUAAUACAAAUAAUAAUAAUACAAAUAAUAAUAAUCAAAUAAAUAAUAAUAAUCAAAUAAAUAAUACAUAUAGCGGUUUUAGUAGCGGUAAUAAUAAUAAAUUAAAUAAUAAUAAUAAUAAUAAUAAUAAUAAUAAUCCAAAUAUAACAACAGAAACUUCAUCAGAUUUUUUAUUUAUACCAACAAAUAGUUAUAUUGAUUUAUUAGUAGUUGUUUCACUUAGAUUUAUUCAAGGUCAAGUUGGUUCAAUUGCAAAUCAUCAAACUAGUGAUAGUAAAACAUUUGUAUCACAAAAUGAAGUGGUUCAAAUUUGUGCUGCAGAAUUUCUUCAAUUUUUAUUGGUUAAAACUUCAAUUCAACCAAUUAAAGCUCAAGAGAUUGCUCAAUCAAUUCAAGAUCCAAUUUUACAAAAUUUAGCACAAGCAGUUUCAACUUCGAAUAUGGUAUUACAAGUACAUUUAUUAUCAUUAUUAAGAUCAAUUGUUUUAAUUGAUUCUAGUAAUAAUAAUCAAUCAAGUAGUAACAAUAGUGUAAAUAGUUCACCAACAUUAUCAUUAUCACCUGGUGGUGGUGGUGCUAAUGAAAAUAGUUCAAAUAUAAAUAAUAUUAAUAAUAAUAAUGGUAAUCAAUUAAAUAAUUCAUUAGGAGUAACAUCAUUAACAUCAAUAACGCAAUCACAAAUGUUUUUACAGACUACAGUGGUGGGAUUAAUUCAACCUUCAACUAGAUUUAAUAUUAGAUUUUAUUGGUUAGAUUUUAUAACUUUUUGUUUACCAAGAAUGUCAAAUUCAUCAAAUUUAUCAUCGGUUGUAACAACCAUUGUAAAUUGUUUACGUGAUAUUUUAGGUUCUUUCGAUAGUAGAUCAUUAUAUGAUAGUUUAACAUCUCGUGACAUCAUUGUAAUUCUAAAGAGUUUAACUUAUAUCUUCAAUAUUUCAAUAUUGGAACCAAUUACAUCAUUUGAUAAUUCUGGUCAAGAUGGUACCGAUCAUCAUGGUCACCAUCAUCAUGGUCAUCAUCAUGGUGGCAAUAGUGGAAGUGGCUUAACAAGUCGUAGUAGUGCAUUGGGUGUAAAGAUUUUCACAGAUUUUGUAAAGGAUGUUUUCACAAGUGAUAUUGAUAAUCUUGUUUCAUUGACACCAAUUGGUCAUGUUAGAAAAGAUAUCUUUAAUGUAUUGGCAGACAUUUUCCAACCAUUCUUAAAGAUUUGGGGUCAACCAAAAUCUUCAACCUCUUCAAAGAUCUCAAUGUCAACUGAUGUUUCCUCUGACACUCAUAAUAAAUUUGCAAUUCAAGAUCUAAUCAUUCAUAUACUCGAUCCAUUCAUGACAAAAUAUCCACAACAAUUCAUUGAAGCAAUCGUUGAAUUAUGGCAAAGAAAUGAAGUAACCUCAACAACACCAUUAACAAGUAGUAUUAGUAAUAAUAAUUUAUCAGGUAUUUCAAGUUAUACUAGCAGUAGCAGUGGUGGUAGUAGUGGUAAUGUUGGUUUAAUUAGCAAAGAACAAGAAGCAAUUCAAAAUAGAAAAGUCAUUAUGGAGAUAAUUAAUAGUUUAGAACCGGUUAAAGAGGAAUCUUUGUUUAAUGCUGCUUAUCAAAUUUUAACCAAUAUUAGAUUACAAGAGAAAGCUAAACCACCAAAGAAUAUAGUUCACAAGUUAACAAUGAAAGAGAGUUCUUUGUAUGAUUUCGUAUUUAGAUUCAUUGAAGAGUAUAGCACUCAGUUUGAUGGCGUAUCACCUUCUUUCCUUUCAUUUGUUAGAGAAUCACUUCAUAGUUCAAAUCCAAUGACAUUCGUUUCACAACUUUCAAUCAUUAAUACCUAUGUUAAAAAGUUAAUACCAGAUGAAAAGACAAAGAAUCUAAUGCGUUCUAAAAUUAAUAAACGUGAAUUACAAGAAUUAUUACCAAAGAUUAUUGAACCAUGUUUCUUAAUCUCUGGUAAAGGUUUUAGUGAUAUUUCAACCUUAUAUAUACCACCAACUACAAAUAGUAAUGCACCACAACAAAUUGCGACAACAACAACAACAACUACAACUACAUCAACUUCAUCACCACAAGAUUCAAAUUUAAAUAAUAAUAAUAAUAAUAAUUCAAAUACACCAACUUUAUCAGGUAAUUCAUCACCACUUUCUUUAGGUUCACAACAACAAUCAUCACCACAACCAUCAUCACAACAACAACCAUCACAACCACCACAACAAACACAAAGACCAAUUUCAAUGGAUUUAAGAGCAUUCUCAGAAGGUGGUUAUAUUCCAUCACAAUAUACAUCAAGUAGUACAAGUAUUGUUGAAGAUUCAAAUGUAAAUAGUAGUAAUAAUAAUAAUAGUAAUAAUAAUAAUAAUAAUAAUAACCUUAGAAAUAGAUCAUCAUCAGGUGGUGAAUCAGAAUCAACAUUAAUUGCACCAACUAAAUUGAAGAAAGAAGCCAAUAGAUUGAAAUCUCAUGUUAGUUUGAAAGCAUUGAUUGCAUUAUCAACAUUGUUAGCACCAUUAUUAGAUUCUGUAUUUGAUGAUAAGGAAAAGAUUGCAACCAUUUUAGCAAACUCUUUACAUUGUUUAGUACCCUAUUUAAAGUCUAAAACCGAUAUUAAUCGUGAAAACAAUACAUACUAUACCACUUGUUUAUUCGCUUCAUUAUCAGAGUAUCCUUACAAUUUGAAAUCCAUUAAAAAGGAUGUCAUAGAGUUAUUCUAUGAUCAAGAGUUAUUUAAAUCAGAUUUAAGAACAUUGGAACAAGCUAGUAAAUUCAUAAAUUCAACGAUGAUUUGCGAUAAGACAGCUUUAUCGGAUUUCACUAAAGUACUCCACAAACCAUGGACAACUACAACCACAAUGUUUACAAGUAAAGACACUGAAAAUUUAAAUAGAUCAAAACAAUUGAAACGUUUAUCAUUCGUCAUUUGGUGUGGCAAUGAAAAUCAAUACCUCUCCAUUCUACCAUUGGUUCAAGAGAAAAUCGUUGAAGCUUUGAAAAUUCCUAAUGCUGUACCACUUCAUCUUCAAGUAUUCUUUUGUUUACGUGUUUUGUUAAUUAAAAUAUCUCAUCAAAAUUUACGUUCUUUCUGGCCAAUCAUUAUCACUGAAUUAAUCGAAAUCCUUUCAAAUUCCGAUCAAAGUGAAUUAGUAUUGGCAGCUUGUAAAUUCUUAGAUUUAGCACUCACCCUACCAACUAUCACUGAACAAUUCAAUUUAUUCGAAUGGGUUUUUGUAAAAGAUUGUUUUGUUAAACAUUCUCAAGAACCACCUUUCUUACCAUUUGUUGAUCAAAUUUCAAAAAGAUUAAAUAAUACAACAACAACAACAACAACAACAACACCAUCAUCAUCACCAUCACCGUCAACACAACAAUCAAAUAAUAAUAAUAAUAAUAAUAAUAAUGUAAAUUUUCAAGAAACUCAAUUAGUAUUAACAUCAUCAGGUAUUGUUGAAACACAAUUAUUUGAAGCACCAUAUUUACGUCCAUGUAUUUUGAUUAGAAAUAUUAAUGAAUUACCAGGUGGUUUCAAUGAAUUUAAAUCAUUCUUGGCUCACUUUUCAAAUUGUAUUUAUAGUAGACAUUUACAAUCAGCUAGAAAAUCAGUGGAUUAUAAAUUCAUUAAUGAAUUACUUUGUUUUGAUUUCUGUGAAUUGGAACCUUCAAAACUUUAUUCAACACCUGAAUCAACUUUGGCUUUCGAAAAGAAACAAUAUCAUGCUAAACAAAUCCAGCUUCAAUUAUUACAGAAAAUGAAAGAAAAUGUCGAAAACAAUUCAAUGAAUUGGUUAAAAUCAGUUUUACAAAAUAAUAAUUCUCCACGAUCAAGAGCAAUUUCAAUCUCUAGAGAAAAAGAUCAAACUGAUAAAUCAUCUGAUGAAUAA